Molecule: messenger RNA, 231 nt
Organism: Mycotypha africana
Lineage: Eukaryota; Fungi; Mucoromycota; Mucoromycetes; Mucorales; Mycotyphaceae
Exons: 1
Molecular function (GO): protein binding
Source: RefSeq, a predicted model, not a curated record
GUGAUCGACGAAGAUUUCUGGCAAAAUCAAAAGCCUUUAGGCACCUAUACCAUUAUUGCCUCCUACACACAGACGUUAGAUGACGAACUCUACAUUCAACCAGGAGAUAAAGUGCAGGUAUACACCGAAUAUGACGAUGGAUGGUGUCUAGGUAUUAAUCUGUCACGUGGAGGAGAAAGAGGCGUCUUUCCUCAACAUUGUAUGGAUAGACAGUCUCAUUCAAACGAAUGA